UCCUCGCCUUCGGGACGGAGCAGGAGUAGGAUGGCGGAUUCUAACCUCAGUGUUCCUCCUCCGUACGGGAUGGAAGGAUACGAUCUGGGAGCGCUCAGUGUAGAGCAGCAGGAGAAGCUGUGGGACCUGAAGAUAAACACACGGAUAGCGAAUGAAUACUACCUGAGGGAGCACCCAGAGGUGGAGAUUCUACUGAGAGAGUUCAUGAGAUCGGUGCUCCUGAAGAAGCCAAAAAACAUCCUGGAAUUUGCUGCUGAGUACUACACCGACGCAAGGCUCCCAGAAAAGAUCCAGAGGAAAGUGUACGAGCGGGAAAAGAUGUUGAAAUGAGAAGUGAGUGGGGCAGCCCACAAGACGGAUGUGACCUCUUCGCUGGGCACUGACCUCUUGAACCACAUGUAACACUGAUCCCCACCCCUCGUUGGCCAUCAUGGGGGAGAAACCAUGAACCUUCCUCUGAUUUGUAUGUGGUUUGCGAAAUAUUUAUCUGAACGACAUUUCAACUACAAAGCCCCCCUUUCCCUUGUGCUAUGUCAAGUAGUGUGCCGCACACCUAAUCACAACCAGACACAUUAAACACAUUAAACUUGUUCUGCACGUUCUUUGAACUACAUUUUGAAUUUACAGAUAAAGGAGCUGAAGAUCUGUGGCUCAGCUAAACAUUCCAAAUCCUCUCUGCCUUUACAGUUCACUGUAAUCCUUUGGGAUGUAGGUGGAGGAGGGUGGUGUAACCCGGUAUCUUUUGCCAUAGGGGCUCAGUCCAGAGCCCUGCUCGGUGGAAUGGGCCACUUGAGCAGCUGGGGUCUUAUGGCUGUUGUCUCUGACAUCAUUUCGGGGUGGAUGACAAAGUCAGGUUUCUGCUGUUUCCAUA
Molecule: messenger RNA, 871 nt
Organism: Mobula hypostoma (lesser devil ray)
Lineage: Eukaryota; Metazoa; Chordata; Chondrichthyes; Myliobatiformes; Myliobatidae
Product: RIIa domain-containing protein 1-like
Exons: 4
Coding region: 31-330 (99 amino acids)
Source: RefSeq, a predicted model, not a curated record